Molecule: messenger RNA, 3649 nt
Organism: Stegodyphus dumicola
Lineage: Eukaryota; Metazoa; Arthropoda; Arachnida; Araneae; Eresidae
Molecular function (GO): protein binding
Source: RefSeq, a predicted model, not a curated record
UGAUUUCAAAAUGAGUUAUUCUACAAGCCCAAGUUAUGACAUUCUUGAUUUCCAAAUGUGGACUUGAAGAUAUUAGAAAAAAGAUCUACCUGUCUUUUCAAUAUCCACAUCCUUCUAAGAUUCUGAAAAAGAUGCACAUCACCUGUUACAGUCAGUCAUUGUCUUCCUGUCCUUCAAUGGAACAUGCCUUUUCAUGAUGUAGCAAGUAGAACAUAUAAACAUAUUGAAAACUGAUACAAUGAUCCUUCUCAAGCUUGUUAUAACAAAUACAUGCAAGAGGACAGCAAAUAUAAAGAUGAAAUUCUAAAAUAUUAAGUGAAUAUUCAUGUAGGUGUAGGUGAAUUUAGUUUAGUUAGAGUCAUUAGUGGCUUGUAAGAGUAAAUAAUCAUGAGUAAUUGCAUAUAAGGUUCAUCACUAGUUUAAUAAGUGGUUUUUAAUCUCCUUUAAUCUCCUGCAGAACUUAAUGAGUUCCUAUCUAAUAGAGAAUGUUUUAAAUUUUAGACAGAGCUUAAGUUCUUAAAACAGCAAUAUUUGGCUUUUUCUUCAAAUAAAUGCAUUUAGUCUGCUGCUGAACGCUCAAUUAAGUAUACUGUCCCUUGCCUCCAAUUAAAGCAAGUUUGAACUUGGAAAAGCUUGCAUUUGCUUCCAGUAGAAGACUCUGGUAUCCAAAUAAGAGCAUUGGACAAGCGUAGGAACUAUGGCCCUGUUGUACCGUUUCUCCCGCCUCAAUGACCGCUCCAACACAGGUGUAUUUACAUUCAUUGUUACACGGUCGGUAACGCGCGAUGUACACCGCGACGCCACGACCAAAGAUUUUGUGUUCGGCUAUCACCGUUGGGCCGUCUCCUUCACCCGGACAGAAAAGGUCCUGGGCGUAUACCUGAUCUUGAGGAACCCGUCAGAGUGCACCAAGUGUUAUGUGGACUAUACCUUCACGAUUCUGAACAGGGAACACUUCUCGAAGAAUGAGGUCUAUCCCCAGAAGCAGAUCUGUUUCAGCGUGGAGGAGCCCGCCCAUGGCACAAGCAAGUGGAUGCUCAUGAGCGAACUUAAAUCGCGAAAGUUCACAGACGAGAACUGGGAAUUUCUGAUGGAGUUGUCUGUCAGUAACGCCAUGACCGUCUUCGAGGGGAUCGUGAAAAUUCCGCAUGUAUUGCACUCGGCUAGUGGCCAGAAGAACCGGGUGAAGCUAGAGACUUCUUAUUUCACGUUCGGAAAUUUUGAAUGGAAUGUGUCUAUCCUGCCCCAAGGUGACGAGUUGGACACAAGUACGCGACCACGUGUCCUUCUAAACCGAUUGACAGGUUUCGACCACCAGUGCCGUGUCAUGUACCGUGUCGUCCUGGGUGAGGGCGAUCGAAAGAUUGACUCUGGCAUCUUGGACCAAAUAUCGGAUAUGAGCGGACGAAUAAGAGGUUUCUCUCUUCGAUGCCAAAUACCAGAUAUCGUCCGGAGAACAGCACUCAGAGUUUAUACAGAAAUGAUUUGCGCCAACACUAUCAGCGAAGCCAAAGUACCCACCACACGCGAUCCCAAUUCUACUGCUAAUUGUUACGACCGAGAUAAACAGGGUUGGUGCGUUGAAGCAGAUAUGGAGUGCGAGUUCCUGAGGCUGAAGCUCUUCUACUCGGAUCUCCACAACGUACCAAGGAACCACUUACGGUCGGUUUCGUGGAACGCUUACGUCAUUCGCGACCAUCCCAGCACGGGGACCAAGGAGAGUGUGAUUGUGAUGAAUGCCCCUCACAACAGUUACUAUGUGCAAGAUGGAGUGGAUAUGGGCGUCAUUAUGGAGACCAACAUACCCGUUAGACAAGUCCGGGAAAUGAAUAGUGCCUAUCUAGAGAAUAACACGCACCUGACGAUUCACAUUGAAUGGCUGGAAUCUAUGCUCCUUUUCAGCGCCCUCUAUCACAAAUAUGAUGACGUUUGUCGAAUACAUGGCCAUCAGAUGAAGCGUGAAAUCACUGCUCUCCAGUUAGAGAACUACAGCUUAGAAAGGCAGCUCUUGAGUUACCAGAAAUCCUUGGCUGUAUCCCAUUCCAGAACCCAACAUUCCGAAGACAUAGAGGAUGAAUAUUAUAAUGAUGACUACGAUAGAAGUUUAUCAAAGGACCAAAGCUUUUCUGAGCCGGAAUACGUUUGAAAGGAAAUGCUACUUGGGACUGGUCUCAUUCCUUUUCCAAGCACAAGAUGAUAGUUAGAAAAUGAAGUUGACUCGAAAACAGGACAUAAGUGCUCUAAGCCGCACACAUUGACGAGAAGUGUAGAAUUAAUUCAUGCGGUUUUCUUGCUAGCCUUCAUAAGUUUGCAUAUAGAGUGAGUUUUCUUUGAAAAUCAAAAUGUUUAUUACACAAAGCAGAAUAUUAUGUAUAUUUAUAUAUGCUUUGCAUUUCUUUAUAUCAAACUUAUUCAUGUGCCAUUAAUGAAACCUGUUUACGUCAGCCAUACAGGAUUUUAUACUAAGGAAAAUUUAUGUAAUCUUUUAAAGUAAGCUAUAAAAAUUAUUUAGUUAUAUAUUCGAAUCUUUUAAGUAAAUAUAUAAGCAGCAAAGUAAAGAACACGGAAAUCUUAGGAUUUGUUUCUUUUCCCCACGUCUUAGACGAGAAGAAAGAAACUGAUCCUAUGAUCUAUGCAUUUGAUAAAUUUCCUGUCCUUAAAAUGGACCAAAUUUAUCCAAGCCUUCAGUGAACAUAAUGAAAACAUAUGAAGCAGAUACUAUACAGGUCGCCAUGGACUUACUAAAAAUGUAUCAUUUAAUACGGAAAAUUAAGAGAUGCAUUUGGAGUUUAGUUAAACUGUAAUGAUGGCUAACUUCCCAGGUUUCAUGUUUUACAUAUAUUUAAAAAACAAAUUGAGGGCUGUUCAUUUAUAAUUAUUUUCUAAAUUGUUUUUUUCGUUCUUUAGAAUUUCUGUGAAGGCGUUUCGCAAAUUUUCUUUUAUUAUUCAUUUCUGUAACCAAAUGCAAUAUUUGUCCUGUUUGGACAAAAACAGCAAAUGCUUGGUUUUUACGACUAUUAAUAGAAUAAUAGUGUCAUAUAACUUUUACUCGCUUAUCCGUGAUGGCAAACCUGCAUGGAAAUGAGCAUGAAAAUUCAAACCAUUGUAGCUUCUUGCUCGUUACAGCUGCAUUCUUGUUUCCUGUAUAAACUAGGUCGAUUAUAUUAAAUUUUUUUGAAAACUCCUUCUUCCUUACCAGUUUGUUGUAUCAUUUCUUUCUAAUAAAACUGGCCUAAGUUUAAUAUAUUAGACAAUAUGUAAAUGGCUUUGCCUUCACAUAUUGGCGAGUGGCAGAUAUUUCGUCAUCAGAUUUUGCAACUGAAGUUAUAUCUAUAACCUAUUUUGAGUAAAAUAUUGUAAUUUUAAACUGUCCAUAUUUGGCUUGUUUAUGAGAAAGGGUAUAUCUUUAAACAGUAUGGUAUGUAAAAUUUGCAUUUAUUAAGAAUUGUAACAAAUUUUUAUUAUUUAUCAAAACUAACUAUGUAUAUAAAACAUUUUAUAAUAAAGUUUGUAUUGCAGCUCAAUGCACAUGAAAAAUAGUAUGAUAUCAAUGUAUUUCAUAUUAAAAUAACAUAUUCUUUGUUUAUUUUGAUGAAAAUUGUUAUAUAAAUUGCUGAUAAUUGCUGAUAAUGAAGGAAUAUAUAAAGUA